AGGGUGUGCUCGGGGUCAGGACACGUCACAUCCGGUGCGGCCUGGGGAGCAGGAGAGUGCUGUAAGAAUGUUGUUCACUCCCCACCUCUUCCUCACCGUCCUCCUGCUGCUGGCCUCGGGUUCCAGGGCCAAGUUCCAGGAGUUUGAUGACAGCGACGAUGUAGCAGAGUAUGACGACAAUGACUUUGCAGAGUUUGAAGAUGUUGGUGAUGAAGCGCCAACUGCUCGACCCCCCCACCACCAUACACCCGAGCAACAGCAACAUGCAGUGGAGGAGGAGGAGGAGGAAGAUGAUGAAGAGGCCACCGUAGAGCUAGAGGGACAAGAAGAAUUUGAAGAUGACACAGAAGGACAGGAAGGUGAUGCAGAUAACGAACCCUAUGAUGAUGAAGAGUUUGAAGGUUAUGACGAUAAGAUGGAGCCCGGAAGUCCCAACAAGAUGAAGGAACCCAUCACUAUUGUUGAUGUGCCUGCCCACCUACAGAAUAGCUGGGAGAGUUACUACAUGGAGAUACUAAUGGUAACUGGACUCCUCGCGUACAUCAUGAACUAUAUUAUCGGAAAAAACAAGAACAGUCGCCUGGCACAUGCAUGGUUCAACUCUCACCGCGAACUGCUGGAGAGCAACUUCUCCCUUGUAGGAGAUGAUGGGACCAACAAGGAUGCGGUUAGCACCGGGAAGCUGAACCAGGAGAAUGAACACAUUUACAAUCUUUGGUGUUCGGGAAGGCUGUGUUGUGAAGGCAUGCUUAUUCAGCUAAAGUUUUUGAAGCGCCAGGAUCUGCUCAAUGUGUUGGCUCGUAUGAUGCGUCCAGCGUGUGAUCAAGUGCAAAUAAAAGUGACCAUGAAUGACGAGGAUAUGGAUACAUACGUUUUUGCUGUUGGGACUCGGAAGACCCUGACUCGGCUGCAGAAGGAAAUGCAGGACUUGAGCGAGUUCUGUGGUGAUAAGCCCAAGUCUGCAGCCAAACUGGGUCUUCCCGAGUCACUUGCCAUCCUGUCUGAGAUGGGGGAGGUGACAGAUGGUAUUUUGGACACUAAGAUGGUUCAUUUUCUAGCACAUUAUGCUGAUAAGAUUGAAUCCAUUCACUUUUCGGACCAAUUCUCUGGUCCAAAGAUUAUGCAAGAGGAGGGGCAGCCACUGAAACUCCCAGAAACCAAGAGAACACUCCUGUUUACAUUAAAUGUGCCUGGCAACGGAAACGCAUCCGUAAAAGACAUGGAAGCCCUUGUACCAUUGAUGAAUAUGGUCAUUUACAGCAUUGACAAGGUGAAGAAAUUCCGGCUGAACAGAGAGGGCAAACAGAAGGCCGAUAAGAACCGGGCACGAGUGGAGGAGAACUUUCUGAAGCUCACCCAUGUGCAGCGCCAAGAAGCCGCUCAGAGCCGACGCGAAGAGAAGAAACGGGCUGAGAAGGAACGUAUCAUGAAUGAGGAGGAUCCUGACAAGCAGCGCAGGCUUGAGGAAGCUGCUCAGCGCCGGGAACAGAAGAAAAUUGAGAAAAAGCAGAUGAAGAUGAAGCAGAUCAAAGUGAAGGCCAUGUAAUAUGUUCCCGAUCUGUUUAAUUGGGCUAGAAAUUAAGGCGAAUAAAAUUGGCAUCGGAAGACUGCUGCUGAAUACACAGAAACAUAUACAAUUAACUGCCACGUCGUCUCCAGUGAAUACCUAUUCGUUACCCUUCUGUCAUUUUGUAGUACAGCUCUCACUACGCCUGUGGCUGCGCGAGGGUUCAGAAGAUGCAUGUUUUUGGUGAGCUAGUGUCAUCGGCUCUGAACAUCUUCUCUCUCUCUCUGGUACAGUAUCUGGAAAUGCUGGCUUGGAACCUCGGAAGGAGAAGUUUGUUCGUUAAAAGAUUUCAGGAAAUAUAAUUAUAUAGCAGCUUUCAGAAUGGAAAGUUUCUAAUAAUUGUCAUAUAGUAUGUAAAUCUGCUCCAUUUAACAGCAUUAACCCUCCUCCCUCGUUAGGCUAAAAAUUUGUCAGAAUAUAUAGAUAUUUGGGAGGUUUUAUGCCCUUCUAAAUUCUGCUAUGGAUAAUGCAAAGUAUUAAUGUAUAUACAGCUGGGGUUGGCUGUUUCGGUUUUGUAGAUUUUUUUUGUACUGCACCUCCCGGCAAAAUAUUGGGAGUUGUAAUUGCUCCUGGACUUAAAUGAUCAGAACAUUUUGAGGUUUGUUUUUUUUCUCUCCAAAAAAUGAAGGUUUUAAAGUUUUUUUUGUUUUGCAGUUAAAUAGCACGUUCACCUGUUUGAGAUUUUAGAUACCUAAAUAUAUACAUAUUUAAUUAUAUAAAAAAAUAAGUUAUUGAGAGUUUGUCAAAAGUUUCAGAUUGCUGUGAAACACUGUCAGUCAUGCCACUCAGAGUUUUAAAGAGUUGCAACAUUGUUAAUAUUUUAUAGAGAGAAAUACAUUUUUAAAAUGCUUGUAGGAAUUUUUAAAAAGCCACGUCUACUUAAAAAAAACAAAAGCUGUUUUCUGAUUUUUCUAGAUGGCUGGAGUGGACCUAUUGUGCACAAAAACAAACCAGAUGGCAUGUUUAGCACAUAGGUAAACAAAUUUAAUAUAAGAAUUUGCCUGGCUCAAUCGCUAUCAACUAAUAUACAUUAAAAAAGAUAUUUCGGUUGAGGAUUACAUCUGCCAUUGGCAAGGUGAUUACCACAAUGAUGACUAAAUUAUAAAUUUAUAAAUAAAUGUAUGUCUAUGCCAGGCUUCCUCAAACUCCGCCCUCCAGAUGUUGCUGAACUACAACUCCCAUGAUUCUCAGCCUAUUGAUGUCAUUCAUAGAAACAUGGGAGUUGUAGUUCAGCAACAUCUGGAGGGCCGGAGUUUGGGGGAAGCCUAGUCUAUGCAUUUCCUAUAUUCCAUAAUUGAGAUUUUGUGUUUUUUUUUGUUUUUGUUUUUUAAAAGAAGGCUUCUUUUAGAAGCCAUCUGUCUCUCCUAUACUGUAUAUACAAUAAGAUCAUAUGAGCAGUCAAAAGAAAAAUAAACAUACCUAGCAAUCUCUCAGCUGAAACUUAUGUUAGCAGAGAAAUUCUUUUUUUUUUUUUUCUCUUCUCAAAUUAAUAAUUUGUCUUUAGUGGCUGUCAAAACCGUUUUUCAAGGUUCAACAACAAACUUAAGAUGUAUUAACUAUUUUUUUUUUUUUCUCUCUCACAGUAUAGUUUCUUGCACUUUGCAAGUGACUCUUGAGAAAUCCAGUCUUGGAAUAAAACUGUUAAAUAUUAUUUUAAGGAAAUAUUUUCAAUAAAGAAUAUCUAAAGUAUUUGAGCAUGGCAGCAAGGCUCUAUAGUACAGAUAACAGAUUAUAUGUAUCUUAAUAUCACCUGAACCCUUUUCAAGCUCGGGAAUAUUUAUUAUCAUUAUUACAGCGUAUAAAUCAGAUGUGUCUGUAGGGGCCUAGAACACCUACACUAAUUAGAAAAGCAAUAUUAAGUUAACAUAUCUAAACCAAAAACAUUGCUGGGGCUUGGUUAACUUUUCCAGUUUGGCUAAAUGUAAAAAUAUCACUUUGAAUUCCUAUGAAAUCAUACUUAAGUGAAUAACUCUCGUGGUGUACAGUAUAUUCUGGUGUUUAGUGAAUACACAGCUGAGGAUAAAUAUAUAAUAAAAUCACAAGGAUGCUGUAAGGAAAUUUUGCAUAGAUAACUUUUCACACGUGUUAUUGCGAUCAUUUUCAGUACUGGAGGAACACGUUGCACUACUGUAAUUGCCAUUAGAUUAUUUUAUUGCUUGCCCUUCUGCUCGAAUUUUAUUAAAUUUCCUAUUUAAAGGGACAUAAUAGUGUUAGGAAUACAAAUGUGUAUGAGGUCUUCGGCCCCACCUGUGGGGAGUAAAAAACGGGUAGUCUGCUUACGCACUGCUGUCAUGCCUCCUUGGCUGAAAUCAUUGAUGAUCUCAGACAAGUCAAAGCUUUUCCCAUAAGAUAGCAUUGCGUAAAUGCCCAGCAAAAUGCCAUGCUCAGACCAUCUGAUUGAAAUAGCAGAGUUUUACUCUCGUAUUUUGUCAAAAGCACCUCUAGUGGCUGUCUGAGUGACAGCAACUGGAGUCAUUUAAUCCCUGCAAUUAAACCAUUUCCGUUUUGCCGAGCUUUCGGGUUAAGGGGGAGGGUGCAUUGAGGUGAAAUGGUCUGGGUGUCUAUAGUGCCCCUUUAAUUAAGAAUUCUUGUCCUCUAGACUUCCAGUUAUUAGGUUCCUCAAUCAUACUCUACUGCAAUAUAGUGCUACAUAAUAGUAUGUAUUCAAGUAUUCGAGUAUGGAAAUUUUCUAAUUUCGAAGUUUUACAUCCCGUCCUCUUUCCUGUGAAUGGAGGAGCUAAUUUAUAAAUCCAUGCUGCCAUGGUUCAAUAAAAAGCUCAUAGGAAACAGUUUAAACGCAAUGUCUCUUUAAAUAGGCAAUUUAAAUAGAGCAGGAAUUAAAGAUUAGUCAUAAUUUACUAGUCAUCUUACUACUGUAUCUUAAAUGCAGUCGCAAAUGGUUCUAAUGGAUCCUACGGCUAUUUAAAAAAAAGAAUUCUCCGUUCAAAUCACUAAUUUGCACACAAAUGAUAAAACAUGAAUGCUUAGCAAUAAAGGAAAGCUGGACUGCGAUGGCAUACUCAGGAACCUGGCAUCCGGUUGCUGCUUUCUGUUAAUGUUUGUAGAUGUGAAUGCUAUCAUGUUGAAUUAGCAGAUUGUGGUUGACUGCAUACACUUUCCCCCUUUCUGAUACCUGGGUAGAGUCUUAAUGCCUCCCGGGAUGUUUGGCAGCUAGUACUUCCACCCUUCUGAUUUUUAACUGGCAAAAAAAUAUUGAAAUAAAAUUGCUGAAAUAUU
This is a messenger RNA of Pelobates fuscus (common spadefoot toad), 4804 nucleotides long. It is a transcript of the gene CCDC47, whose product is annotated as coiled-coil domain containing 47. Lineage: Eukaryota; Metazoa; Chordata; Amphibia; Anura; Pelobatidae. Bases 68 to 1546 code for a protein of 492 amino acids. The transcript has 13 exons. Gene Ontology annotation, biological process: endoplasmic reticulum calcium ion homeostasis. Gene Ontology annotation, molecular function: calcium ion binding. Gene Ontology annotation, cellular component: endoplasmic reticulum. The record is from RefSeq and is a predicted model, not a curated record.